Styela clava is the source of this 1525-nucleotide messenger RNA. RefSeq names its product ubiquitin-conjugating enzyme E2 N-like. The record is from RefSeq and is a predicted model, not a curated record. Lineage: Eukaryota; Metazoa; Chordata; Ascidiacea; Stolidobranchia; Styelidae.
AUUUUAAAUUCAACUUUCAGGGUAUUAAACUCUAUCUAGCUCAUGUAAAUUAGAUCUUUGUCAAUUUGUGUGGUUGUUUAAACUUAAAGACUUUCUCAAAUACCUGAAUACUCGCUAUUGGUCAUCGAACAUUGAGUAUAUUGGACACCUGGGCACAUAUCAACAAUAAUACAUGGCUGCCGGUAUCCCCAGAAGAAUUAUAAAGGAAACACAAAGAUUAGUGUCAGAUUCUCCACCUGGUAUAUGUGCCAUUCCUGUUGAAUCGAAUGCGCGUUAUUUUAAAGUAACAGUCGUAGGUCCACAAGAUUCACCAUAUGAAGGGGGUAUAUUCAAAUUAGAAUUAUUUUUACCUGAGGACUAUCCUAUGGCACCACCAAAAGUUCGUUUUAUGACAAAAAUUUAUCAUCCAAAUAUUGAUAAACUUGGAAGAAUAUGUCUAGAUAUUUUAAAAGAUAAGUGGAGCCCAGCACUACAGAUAAGAACGGUUUUGCUUUCAAUACAAGCUUUAUUAAGUGCACCUAAUCCAGAUGAUCCUCUAGCUAAUGAUGUUGCAGAGGCUUGGAAACUAGAUGAAAAUUCGGCAAUUAAAAAAGCUAAAGAAUGGACCAAGUUGCAUGCCAGAAAGAAUAAUGAUAGCUCAAAGAAAUAAAAGUUCUCGGAACCUUUUUCCUUGACUCUUUGCACACUGUUUUCACCUGUGCUGCCGUCAUUUCCUUAUGUGUUCAUGUCUUUGUUACAAUUAUUUUAUUAUUAUACUAUUGUGAUGUGACCAUUAAGAAAUGACAUUACAUAUCAGUCAGUCCUGAGUAACAACUCUGCAAUCAGUUUUUUGUCUUCUCCAUCAUCACAUCUAGUUUUUUUAGGUUAGAAAUAAUGGAUCAUAUUUAUGUACAAUUUUAACUUUGUAAAUUUGAUUGAAUUUAAUCCCGAUGAUGCAAAUUUGAAAAAGUUAAUGUAAAGCAUUUGUUUUUGAUGUAUUCAUUGUUCAGGGUUUAUUUAUGCCAGUACUUUAAUCAUUUCAUGUAACAAUAUUUUUCACAGCCUAUUAGGAUCAUUCACGUAUGAUAUAAACGCACUUGGGGUUAGUUAAUUCUGAAAUUUCAAUGUGUAAAAAUGUUCAAUAAUACUACAGUUUCUUCGGUUAGCUGUGAUAAAACAAUUUCAUUGAGUGGAAGGCGAAAUAAAAAUCAAAUUGUUGAUGGGAAAAGGUUUAAAAUGUCCGCAUUAGAUCCAAGCUUGUAAUGUAACAGAUUAUGAAAUUAAAUCACCCAGUGUAAAUGUGACUUGUUUGAACAUAACUGGAAAGAUUAAUUAAUUAUUGGGCAAAAAUUCAAUCUUCGAGUAUCAUUCCUCUGUUUCACAGUGUAAAAUAAUGUGAACUGAUUCGUUUGCGGCUAGAUACUGGCACAAACUACAGAGUUGUACUUUUAAUUGGUUCCCAUAGUUAUAAUAAUUUUAUUUCUUAACUAUUGUGGCUUGACUUGUUUAUUAUACUUGCUCUGAAUGGAAUUCGAUAGACAUUUGA